This is a messenger RNA of Branchiostoma floridae (Florida lancelet), 850 nucleotides long. Its product is annotated as dehydrogenase/reductase SDR family member 11-like. The record is from RefSeq and is a predicted model, not a curated record. The coding region runs from base 173 to 835 and encodes 220 amino acids. Lineage: Eukaryota; Metazoa; Chordata; Leptocardii; Amphioxiformes; Branchiostomatidae. The transcript is spliced from 3 exons.
AUCAUGCACUUAGUCUAUUUUGUUGGGUAUCAAUAAGCUGAGGUUACAUUCCCUUCAAAACUGCAAGAAAUCUUGCAAAGAUUACGUUUUACAAAAACUAUAAAGGUGAAACUGUCAUCAGACACGUGCACACCCACUGUGCUGUCAGGCACACAAGACAGUGAUAAGCCAGAUGUUGGCAUGUCUUCCGGUAAAGUCAAAGCGACGCACUACACAUGUUAUACAGCCGUGUUCGCACGCGCACGUCAACCUGAAGUUCCCACUGUUGCCGUAUCUUUUGAAACUGCCAGGUGUCGCUGUUGUGAGGUCAGGAGGUCACGAGUGUGCGUCCCGCCUGAAACUGUUUGUGAAAGUAAAAGUGCAUCAGAUGAUCUACGGUAUGGAGCGUUGGGUCGGCCGUGUAGCGCUGGUGACCGGCGCGUCUGUGGGGAUCGGGAACGACACAGCCCGUGCACUGGUCCAGCAUGGCAUGAAGGUGGUGGGGUGUGCUCGGGACGUGGACAAGAUACGGGAAACUGCAGCUGAGCUGCAGCAGGCAGGUGCUGCAGGACAGCUGUACCCUGUCCAGUGUGACCUGACAGUGGAAGCUGAGAUCAGAGCCAUGUUUGACAACAUUGAGGCGGAACAUGGCGGCGUGGACGUUUGUAUCAACAACGCUGGUUUGUCCAUGAAGGCCCCUCUGCUGUCUGGUAGUUUUGAGGCAUUCAGGACGAUGACAGAUGUGAACAUCCUGGCGCCCACCCUCUGUACCCAGCUGGCUGUGCAGCAGAUGAAGAAGCGAGGAGUGGACGAUGGACACAUCAUCACCUUAAACAGGUAUUUUAUUUAUCUAUAGAGAUUUACAACAUUU